Molecule: messenger RNA, 951 nt
Organism: Arvicola amphibius (Eurasian water vole)
Lineage: Eukaryota; Metazoa; Chordata; Mammalia; Rodentia; Cricetidae
Product: olfactory receptor 7G2-like
Exons: 1
Coding region: 13-951 (312 amino acids)
Biological process (GO): G protein-coupled receptor signaling pathway
Cellular component (GO): membrane
Molecular function (GO): olfactory receptor activity; G protein-coupled receptor activity
Source: RefSeq, a predicted model, not a curated record
UUUAUCAUCAACAUGACACCUGGAAAUGAAACAAGCAACUCCUACUUUUUUCUAUUGAAACUGACACAUGAUGCUAAAAUGGAGCCCCUCAUCUUUGGCCUGUUCCUCUUUGCGUAUCUGGUCACAGUUCUAGGAAAUCUGCUCAUCAUUCUUGCGGUCAGCUCUGAAGCCCAUCUACAAACACCCAUGUACCUCUUUCUCUCCAAACUUUCAUUUACUGACAUCUGCCUUAGUACAACAACAGUCCCCAAUAUGCUGAAAAACAUCCACACACAGGAUCAGAGCAUCAGUUACAUGGGCUGUCUUACUCAGGCCUGCUUUGUUUUGAAUUUUGCUGUAUUAGAAAGCUGUGUCCUUGCUGCAAUGGCUUAUGACCGCUAUGCAGCUAUUUGCCAUCCCCUUAACUACACAGUAAUUAUGAAUCCAAAAUUCUGUAGUCUGCUAAUUCUAUUGUCACUGACCAUUAGCAUAGUGAACAGUUUAUUACAGUGCCUCAUGAUACUGAGGGUCUCAUUUUGCACAAACCUUCAACUUCCUCUGUUCUUCUGUGAACUGGCUCAGGUCAUUAAGCUUGCCUGUUCUGAUACUCUCAUCAACUAUAUCCUGAUAUAUCUUGCAACAUUUAUAUUUGGUGGCAUUCCAAUCUCUGGAAUAGUUUUCUCUUAUACUCAAAUUGUCUCUUCUAUUUUGAGAAUAUCUUCAAUGAGAGGAAGGUAUAAAGCCUUUUCCACUUGUGGGUCUCACUUUGUAGUAGUGUCAUUAUUCUAUGGGGCAGCAGUGGGGGUUUAUGUCAGCUCUGCAAUUACUGUUUCACCUCAGAUCACUACAAUUUCAUAUAUGAUGUACACUGUCCUCCCUCAAAUGCUGAACCCCUUUAUUUAUAGCCUAAGGAAUAGGGAUAUGAAGAAAGCCUUAAGGAAACUUAUCACAAAGGUACCUUGCCUUCCAUGA